Molecule: messenger RNA, 453 nt
Organism: Seminavis robusta
Lineage: Eukaryota; Bacillariophyta; Bacillariophyceae; Naviculales; Naviculaceae
Source: the annotation of a GenBank genome assembly
AUGAAGACCGCCAUCAUCGCAUCCCUUAUCGCCUCUGCUGCUGCCUUUGCUCCUGCCAAGGAUGCUUCCCGCACCACUGCCUUGAACAUGGCUUUCGAAGACGAACUUGGUGCCCAAGCUCCUCUUGGAUUCUUCGAUCCCCUCGGAAUUGUUGCCGAUGGAGAUGCCGAGAAAUUCGAACGUCUUCGUUAUGUUGAGAUCAAGCACGGACGUAUUUUCUUUGCCUUUGUUGGAGCCUUGGAACUUGCCGUCAUGAAGGACAUCACUGGAGGAGAAUUCCCCGGUGACUUCCGUAACGGAGCCCUUGACUUCGGAUGGGACUCUUUCGAUGAGGAGACCAAGCUCACCAAGCGUGCUGUUGAGUUGAACCAGGGACGUGCCGCCCAGAUGGGUCUUUUGGGACUCAUGGUCCACGACAAGCUCGGAAAUGUUGAAAACUUCUUCCCCAACUAA